ACCACAGACAGCGCUUCUCCGAUUCUUAGUCUUGAGUGAGCACUCUCACUGUCCAAGGGGAGCUUUGGAGAACUUGCGCGCUCUCCUGGUUGGUGAUCUUUCCUUUCUGCUCACUCGUAAGCUCCGUAAGCAGGUGUUGCAGAAUGAUGCGACCCAAAGAUUUACGGCAGGGCUCCGGCACUAAGACCUUCCUCGAUGCCAUGCACGGUGGCAAAGUUCACCUUGCGCGCUUCAUUUUGGACGCCCUGGACGGACGAAUCGUCAACUCAAAGACAGAAAACAGUCGCACGCCACUAAUUUAUGCCGUGUGUCUCCAAGAAGCCGGGACGAGAGCCAAGUUCGCCCGGCUCCUGCUGGAGAAAGGGGCCGAUGUCAACUGCCAGGAUGAAGAGGGUCGCACAGCUCUGAGUCACGCCUGUGAGUUGGGUAACUUAGACGUGGUCAAGAUUCUCGUGCAGUUCAAUGCCGAUCCAGACAUCUGUGAUGUUUGGGGAAACAGUGCUCUAAUGUACGCUGCCUUUUCUGGGCACAGUCAGGUGCUUGAGUUUCUGGUCCGGGCUUUCAAAAGACUUGGGCUGAGACUGGACAGAAUGAAUAACGCCGGACAUACAGCCAUCGAGGUGGCCGACUUCUUUGGACACAACCAGUGUGUGCAGAUUCUAAACUUGCAGUACAGACGGAGUGUGGGCACUGAUGAUUCGCUUGCUGAUCCAGGAAAUGUCAGUGAUGGAGAGUUGCCCAACAGACUACCUAGGCAUGUCCUGGAAAGGUUUUCCAAACAGAUGAACAGCAAAGAAGAGCAACUACCAGGGGUAUUUCAGAAGCAGAUGAAUAUCCAGGAAGGCAACAGGCCGUGGAACCGCUUCACUUGUCCCAGAAAGCAGAGCCAUGAACAGAACCAUCGCCACAAGAGGUCUCUGCCAACUCAGAAAGGCCAAACUGAGGGGCACCAGAAUAUUUUCUUCACGGCCAAACAACUCCAAAACUGCCAACUUCAUGAUCCAAGAGGGACGAGGACACUCGACUCGCCAAUGGAGACAACCGCAAAAGAAGUCAAAGAAGAAACUGGACCCCGAGAGAAAGCAUCACAAACGUUUCCUCCCUGCGGGAAAGCAAAGUCAUUCAACCAGGAGCUUUUGAGCAUCAGAAAGCAAUCUUACCAAGGAGAUGAGCACGAUUUGAGCCUGUCAGCCAGCAAAUUCAAGAGAGCCUCUCUGCAGGAUGACCGAUGUCUCCUGGACAAGAUGGAAUGUCAAGGGAACCCUCGGGUCCUGACAAAUGAUGUUGAGAAAACAGUCUCAGUUCCAAAAGGUCCUUUAGGCAGCAAGACUCAAAUGGUGAAAGGCCCUGAGGAGAAGUCAAAGACACACGAACUGCAGAAGAGGGCAAGUUUUGCACACAGUGGCAGACACAACAAAAUGAUGUUCGGCCAAGGGGAGACAGAGGCGGGGAAGAUGCCCAGUCGCGGCCCGGGCUUCAUGGCCUUUGGAACGAGACUGCUCCGUCGAUUCACCGCACCUGAGUUUAUGAGGAUGGUCAUAGACUGUUCCUCAGGCUCCUCAAACGGCAGAGGACGGAUGUCACGCUCCGAGACCUUCCCUUUCUCCCACACACACCGGCAGGUCAACAGUCAGCCGAGCGUGGAUAGCAUCAGUGGAGUUAAAUGUGAGUUUGAAAGCUGCUCGUCUCAGUCGGCCCUCGAUUAGGAGGACAGAAAGGAGGUCAAACGAUGGAAAUGACGUAGUAACACUUUUACAGCACUUGCAAUGCAGAUCAGUUACUUGCUGGAAAAUUCUAUAUGCGACAAAUAUAAUAAUCACAAUCUGAUGUCUUGUUUUUUUUUUUUGGAUUUGAUUUUAGUUUUGCUGUGAUCAUAAUGGAAACUGCAAGAGUUGAUCUAUAUGUACAUUCACCAGCUACCUGAUUAGGAACACCCGAACAAUAUAAUGAGAGCCAGCGAAAGAUUAAGAUACAAAGAUUCAAUGUUCCAUUUGAUUGACAUCAUCUUUUUUGCUUUAGUUAUUGUGCCGACCUUAACUGGUUACUGGAGAGGUAAUAAUAACAGAAAUAUCUUUCCACGUACUAAAGCAGUGCGGUUCUACACCACUGCAACUAGAUUUAUUAUUAUUUUUUUUUUAUUAUACUACCUUCAUUCGAAUUUGCAAGUAUACCUAAUAUUAUGGCCGAUGAGCGGAUUCUUAAAGUCGUUGGUGAAUUUUCACUUAUGGAUGAAAUAUGAUGAUUAUUUAUAUUGUAAAAAAAUAUAUAUAUAUAUAUAUUUGAUCUGCUUCUGCAUUUCUAAGAACUCUGGAUUUUUGCCUAAUUAUAUUCUGUGACAGUGUGCUGUAUGAUUCACGCUGAAUAAA
Messenger RNA from Phyllopteryx taeniolatus (common seadragon), 2366 nucleotides. RefSeq lists its product as uncharacterized. The coding region runs from base 144 to 1706 and encodes 520 amino acids. The record is from RefSeq and is a predicted model, not a curated record. Gene Ontology annotation, molecular function: protein binding. The transcript has a single exon. NCBI's taxonomy places the organism in Eukaryota, Metazoa, Chordata, Actinopteri, Syngnathiformes, Syngnathidae.